Osmia bicornis bicornis is the source of this 2222-nucleotide messenger RNA. RefSeq names its product STAM-binding protein-like A. Gene Ontology annotation, biological process: protein K63-linked deubiquitination. Bases 16 to 1251 code for a protein of 411 amino acids. The transcript is spliced from 8 exons. The record is from RefSeq and is a predicted model, not a curated record. NCBI's taxonomy places the organism in Eukaryota, Metazoa, Arthropoda, Insecta, Hymenoptera, Megachilidae. Gene Ontology annotation, molecular function: K63-linked deubiquitinase activity; metal-dependent deubiquitinase activity; protein binding. Gene Ontology annotation, cellular component: endosome; membrane.
AACCUAAACUUUUUAAUGAACAAGGAAAAGUCAGAAACUAAAGUCAUGAAACAUCCUCCUUGGAAGGAUGUUGGUAUAACAGAUCCUCGAACACGUUUAAAGUCUCUUUCUGAUCAUGCUUCCAAUGUAGAAAUAGACCGUAACAUUCGACCACACAGGUAUUAUCGUUCUGGUGUAGAGAUGAUUAGAAUGGCAGACAUGUACAUGAAAGAAAAUGGUCUUGAAUAUGCAUACUUUUUGUAUGUUAAAUUCAUAACGAUUUUUGUUGAGAAAAUAAGAAGUCAUCCACAACAUCAUACAGUACCAAUAAAAGACAAGGAACAGAAUCAAGAAACUUUACGUAAAGUAAUUCCUAAAGCUGAAGAGCUAAAGAAACAAUUAUUAGAGCAAUACCAAGUAGAAUUAAAUAAAUACUUAGCAGAUGUAAAGGAAAGAGAAAGAAUUGAGAAAGAAAGAUUAAAACAAGAGGAACUGGAAAAGUUGAAAGAAGAGGAGGAAAGAAAGAACAAACAAGCUGCAUUGGCAGCUGUUAAAGCAGCAAAAGCUGCUAUGAGUACAAUUCUAUCAUCUCCUGAAGAAAAUAAACUUAAAGUAGUUCCUAGUCUACCAAAAUCAUUAAGUCUCGAUAAAGCAGCAGUUAGUGCUGAUAUAUCCAAGGGAAAAAAAAUGCCUACUAUAGAUCGUUCAACAAAGCCUUCGAUGCUUAUGAGCGAUAGUUUUACUUUACGUGAUGUCGUGUUGCCAACUAAAUUAAUGCGUAAUUUUCUCUUGUUGGCUUUCGCUAAUACCGCAAAUAAUAAGGAAACCUGUGGUAUUCUAGCAGGCAAAUUAGAACGAAAUAAAUUAGUAGUUACGCAUUUAUUAAUUCCUGAACAAACUGGGUCUCCAGAUUCCUGUCUAACACAUAACGAAGAAGAUAUAUUCGAUUACCAGGAUCAACAUAACUUAAUAACUCUUGGUUGGAUACACACGCAUCCAACGCAGACUGCAUUUCUGUCUAGUGUUGAUCUUCAUACACAUUGUUCAUAUCAACUUAUGAUGGCAGAAGCAAUAGCCAUUGUUUGUGCACCAAAAUAUGACGAGACAGGACUUUUUAUUUUAACUCCAGAAUAUGGAUUAGAUUUUAUUGCUAAUUGUAGAGAAACAGGGUUUCAUCCCCACCCGACUGAACCACCGUUGUACACGAAAGCAAAGCACUGUAAAUUAGAUGUAAAUGCAGCCUUAGAAGUAGUGGACUUAAGAAGAAAAUGACAUCUUUCGGAAACAUGCAUAUACAUAUGUGUAUACAUACAUAUGUAUACCUUGAACAGGAAAUUGUACAUGUAACUGUGCAAUGCAAAAAAUUAAGCGAAAACAGUAAAAGAUUACAAAUACUUUUGCUUAAAUAUCACGUGAAUGCAAAAAAGUAAAUGUAAUUUAACAUUUCUGAAGUGUUCAAUAUUUUUCUGACAGAGCAUUUAAACAAUUAGCUGCAUUUCUAACUAGAACUGUGUGUUUAAAAUUAUAUCAAUAUAAUGAUUUCAUAGAAAAAAGUUUGUUAAUUACAAAUAAAACUAUUCAGUAUUUAAAUAUAUCUAGUAAUUAUCGUAAAUUUCUUAUCGAUUCAGUUAAUACGCUACACCUCGAGAUAGAAAAUAAAGAUACAAGUUCAAUCAAAAAAUUUGUAUAAAUGUGGUGGAGUGUAAAAUCUGUCUAUACAUUUACGUGCCUUUCAUGAAGAAAGAUAAUAGUGUUCAUAACGUCAUGCUGAUUACAUGAAGUAUGUCCAAUCAACGAUUGUAGACACUGCACAUUCAUUCAAUAAGACCGUUUCAUUACGUAAAAUCGUAAUUAAGGAAUCAAUAAAUGCAUUGACCUAUUAUGCUAGUCAUAACUUAAUAAACAAAGCUUUUUGUGAAAUUGAUUGAUAUUCCAGAAUUAGUGUAUCAACUUAUGUGAUGCUUUGUUGUGUCUUCUUUUCAGUAUAAUGCUGUACUUUCAAAUUGUACGGUACAAUUAGAUGCUGUGUGUUAAUACCCAUGUAAAAGGUUUUUACCAGUAGGUACCUGAUGCAGCUUUUGUAGAUUUAGAAAUUCAUUCAAGCGCGUUCCUUUACAGGAUCAUGUUUGUCUUAAAUGUGCAAUAUUUUGUAUGUGUGUUCUUAAAAUCUUAAUAGUAACUUUCUACGAUUUAAUAUGUAAUAAUCAGCUUUCGUUGUAAUUAAAAACAUUUUAAAUAUUAAA